AUGUCCUUUUCCUCCAACCUCACUUUUGCUCCUGGUGAACCAAAUUCAGAUUUACAAGCGAUUUUGCAGAAGAAAUGGUCGAUCCACUUGAUAACCCUUUAUUCCUCUGGCAACAACUUGAUCAUUCUAUUAACAGAUACAAGCAACAACAAUGGCACUAUCGACCAUAGCACUGCCUUCAACAACAAUGGCACCAUCCUACAGACUGUCUACUUUGACAGCGACAUUGUAUCCUUAGACUUGAAUCCCUUCAAUGGCCUAAUCGCUGUCUCAACAUCGGUCAACAAAGUCUUCUUCCUCAAGCCAAUAGAAACCUUCAUGAUAGUUCCCAAAUGGCACGACAACAAAUUGCUCAUACACAAGACAAAUACUGUUAUCAACACUUUGGCUUGGGGUAACUCCAAUGAAAUUGUUUUGGGCACAAAUAACUCCAUAAUACUAUUCUAUCUAGUGGAAAAUUUCGGCUUAUACUCGGAUUUCAAACAAAUCUAUAAACUAGCUCAACCAAACAAAAUCAACUCAAUUAAAUUCAAUUUGAAUUCAAAUAUUAUAAUAACUUAUUCAAAUUAUGACUACUUUUUAAAAAUUUACAACAGAUUGAAUUUCGAUCACAAAAACACCUCUUUCAAUCUCACUUACUUGAGUCAUUCAUCAUAUAUAACAGACUUUAGAUUCAAAGAUAACUUCAUUAGGCCUGCUUCUCAAAAUAAAAACGCUAAUGACAGCUUAACUAAAAAUUCAGCUGAUAACGAUAAUAACACCAAUAAAAGUGAAGUUGUAUACACCUUAACCAAUAACAACAUCUUGAGAAUUUUCACCACUUUUGAGCUUGAAAAGAAUCAGAUAUUCAAACUUGUUGCAUAUCUAGAUCUAAACAAUAACUUUCCUUCUUCAAUAUUAUCCCCGUCAAUCAUUCGCUAUAAACUUGAAAAUAAACCAACUCUAAUUUUAGAAAACAUCAUCAAUCUAAAUCUAGAUUUAUUGAUUAUUUCUGAUAAAUCUGGAAAUUUAACACUAUAUCUAAUAGAAAACUUAAACUCAAUCCCUCAAAAAUUAAUCAAAUUCAUACCUUUAAAAUCCUUAAAUUUCCUAAAUAAUCCUUUAACCUUUUGUCCACUCACUUUUCCAAAAGAUCCAAAUUUUGGAAACAAGGCCAAAAAUGGCUUGUUUGAUAACCAUAAACCACUAAGAAUAAACACCAGUAGUGCUUUACUAAGCAAUCAUAAAAGAUAUCCUGUUAGAUACUUGAAAACAUCACUACAAAAUAAAUUAACAGGCCAUCAAAAAUCUAUUCAAAGUCUAUUCAAAUCCAAUAAUGGUGAGGCAAUGCUUUCUACUUCAAGAUUUAAUGAAAAUCAUGUCUGGAUACCAAUCAUUGUCAACGACCACAACAUCAAUGACCUAAAACAAACAAAAAAUAAAAGAAACAAUGCUAAUAGAAAAAAAUUUAAAAAAACAAACGGAAAAGUAAUACUACUAAGAAAAACAAUGUUAAUCACCGAAAACCCCAUCUUAAAUGCAAUUUUGCUAAGAGAUGGCGAUUUUAUCAUCACUUACCUUGGAAAUCAUUCAUUAGCUCUAUAUCAAUGUAAAGGCAAAAAAUUCUCAAACUCAUUGUUUAAUCUUCCUAUUAAAUUUGAAAAAAAAAUUCUUAAUACCAAAAAUCACAAUGAUUUAAACUCAUUUUGUUUUGUUCAUAUUCCAGAAGUCUAUAGCGAUUUUACUUCAGAUAUUCAUUACCUAAUAGCAGUAUACCCGUUGGUAAAAUUGUCUAAAGCUUGGAAAAUAGAUUUAAAAAAUAACAAUAUUAGUGAAAUCGCAAUAAACAGUUUACCCCAAGACUAUGAAGAUGAAGAUAUUAAAAGCUACAGCAGUAUUGAUCCCGUGGGUUGGUCUGGUAAAUCAAACAAAGUUUAUAAAAAUAACAUUUUUACCACAAUUUCUUCAACUGGUCUACUUAAAUCCUAUUAUGCUGAUGUUGAUAAAGGUUCAAAUAAAAUAUAUUGGAAAAUCAGCUAUAAAAUUGAAACUGGUAUAAAAAACGCUUCUUUGAUAAAAGAAUCUUCAGUCAAUAAAAUUGCAAUUGUCGAUUCAUCUACCAAUGUUUUAACAAUUUGGGAUAACAAAAAUUGUAUAUUAGAGUAUUCUGAACAAUUUCCUCAAAAUGAAAAAAUAUUUGAUGUUGAUUGGACAUGUAAUUGGAAAAAACAAUCAAUUUUGUCCAUUGGUUUUGCUCAAAAGGUGAUUUUAUAUUCUCAAAUUCGUUACGACUAUACAAAUAACAUGCCUUCAUUUACCUCUAUAAAAAUCAUAUCACUUCCAAAUCUAACUUCGCAUAUUAUAGGUGAUUCAUUGUGGCUAAAAGAUGGUACACUAGUGAUUGGUUGCGGUAAUCAAUUGUUUGUUUCAAGUAAAUAUUUGGAUAUUGAAAAUGAUAUAUACACAAAAAAAGUUAUGGCAAAUAGAAUUUCAGAUAAUAUUGAAACCAUUUUUGAUAUAUGUUCUUUGUUGAAUGGACCACUACCGCUUUACCACCCCCAACUUAUUAUCCAAUGUCUAUAUAUGGGGAAAAUAGAUCUAGUUAAAAAGAUUUUGCUAAAUCUUUUUAACCGGCUAAGAAAAUUGGACUUGAAUCCAGAAUUUACAAUUAACAAUCUUGGCACAACAUUAGGGAUCCCUAUUCUUUCAUUCUAUGACAAAAAUUGCGCCGAAUACGAUGAAGAAUUGACCACUGAAACUUACAGGGAAUAUAGCGAUACAGUAUCGAGUCUUUUAAAAGAAAAGUUAACCUUAAUUUCGUUGCCAUAUUUGACAAGACAUCAGCAAAUCACCCUUUUAUCUGUUAUUGAAUCAUUAACAGAAAUUGAGAAAAAUAGAUAUUCAUUGGAUGAAAAUGCACUUAAAUAUUACAUGGGAUUAAAGCUAUUAGAAUCGCACAAAUCAUUACAAUUCAAAUUAAAUAUGAGAGAUAUACUAUUUGCUCUUCAUUCUGAAAAUAAAGAAAUUUUGAUCAAUAUGAUAAACAACAAGAAUAAUUUUAAAAUUAACUGGGCUCUUUGCAAAAAAUAUGGGUUUCAUUACUGGGUGAAUAACACGCAAUUAAAGAGACAAUUUGAAAUAAUUGCGAGAAACGAAUUUGCAAGUUCAAUAAAGAGUGAUGGGAAAAAAGAUCCAGAAAAUUGCACAUUAUUUUACUUGUCUUUAAAAAAGAAAAACAUCCUAAUUGGGCUAUGGAAAACAUGCUAUGGGAAUCCAGAACAAUUAAAGACAAUAAAAUUAUUAAAUAACAAUUUUAAUGAUCCAAAAUGGAAGAAAGUUGCUAUAAAAAAUGCAUUUGCUUUGUUGUCUAAACAUCGAUACUAUUAUGCCGCCUGUUUUUUUCUUCUUGGUGACUCUUUGAAGGAUUGUGUUAGUGUCUUGAUUAAACAGGUCAAAGAUGCUGAGUUAGCUAUUGCGGUUACUAGAGUUUAUGAUGGAGAUACUUCUGAUGUGCUUAGAAAAGUGCUUAAUAAUCACUUAUUGGUUGAUGCUAUAUUAAAUGGUGAUAGGUGGACCACAAGUUGGGUUUAUUGGAUGCUAAGGGAAAAUCAAAUUGCAAUUCAAGCAUUAAUAAAAGCCCCAUAUAAUUUAUUUUUAUUUUCAAAUGAAAAAACCGGUGGCAAAAAACCGUUUUUGACUGAAAGUAUGUCUUAUUUGGUAGACGAUCCUGUUUUGAUGAUUUUAUAUAAUAAUCUCAGGCAAAAUAAUAUAGAAUAUUUUCAAGGUUCUUUAUUAGUGCCCAUUGAGGUUGAAUUUGAGUUUGUUUUGAAAAUAGCAAAUAUUUACAGCAGAAUGGGUUGUGAUUAUUUGGUAUUGGAUUUGCUUUCUAAUUGGUUUUUCUUUCCAUUAACAAUAAGUAAAAAUACUGAGAAAAAAGACAUGAAUGAAUCACUUGCUACUAUCACAAGUCAAAGUACUUUUGUUGAAAAGGAUUUAAGUUUAAACAAAUUUAAAAAAUUCAAUUUCAAUGAUUUUUCUCCAGCAAAACCUGUUUCGAAUUACGGUUAUGCAAAUGAAGCUCAGUCAAUUUUUGAUAGUUUUUUUUAA
Messenger RNA from Ascoidea rubescens DSM 1968, 4086 nucleotides. It is a transcript of the gene RAV1, whose product is annotated as Rav1p. The coding region runs from base 1 to 4086 and encodes 1361 amino acids. Gene Ontology annotation, cellular component: RAVE complex. Gene Ontology annotation, biological process: vacuolar acidification. Gene Ontology annotation, molecular function: protein binding. Lineage: Eukaryota; Fungi; Ascomycota; Saccharomycetes; Ascoideales; Ascoideaceae. The transcript has 7 exons. The record is from RefSeq and is a predicted model, not a curated record.